AUCCCACCAUCCUUUGAAAAGCUGGCACUGUAUUUAUUUGACAAUGGUUCUUCUAAAGGAAUCACUUGGGUGACUGAACCAGCAGUUGAGUCAUGUUUGUCUUCCAUGGGUGAUGGACUCUGAGAGAUUGUGCUGUAAAUGAGAUACCGUGAAGGAUAGAAUAAUGAAAGACUCGAGGAGAGGUUUGAUUGUAGGUUUCGCCGGCUUUUUCGUCGUCACUGCUCUGCUUGUUUGUGCUUCAGAAGGGUUGAAUUCUGAGGGGCUGUACCUUUUGGAGUUCAAGAAAGGUGUUUACGAUGGACUCAACUUUCUAGGAAACUGGAAUUCGAGUGACCAAACCCCAUGUGGUUGGAAGGGUGUGAAUUGCUCAUUGGACCCUAAAAAUCCAGUUGUGGUGUCUAUUAGUUUGUCUUCACUGAACCUUUCUGGGACCCUGAGUCCCAGUAUUUGCAAUUUGGUUAAUCUUGCUGAGCUUGAUGUUUCUAACAACGGGUUCACUGGAAACAUUCCUAAGGAGAUUGGAAAUUGCUUGAGAUUGGAAAUUCUUUAUUUGAAUAACGAUCUGUUUGAUGGGCAAAUUCCUUCUGAGUUGGGUAAUCUGGCUUCUUUAACAUCCUUGAACUUGUGCACUAACGAGAUAUCGGGUCCAAUUCCGGAGGAGGUUGGAAAACUUUCUUCUUUGGUGCUGUUUCUGGCAUACUCCAACUACAUCAGCGGUCCUCUGCCGGUUUCCCUUUGGAAUCUGAAAAACAUGACGACAUUUCGAGCGGGGCAAAAUGUGAUUUCUGGGAGCAUUCCCUCGACCAUAGGUGGAUGUGAGAACUUGGUGUAUCUUGGUCUGGCCCAAAACAACCUAGGAGGCAAUAUACCAAAAGAGAUUGGGAUGCUUAAGAGCUUGACGGAUUUGCUUCUUUGGGAUAAUGAAUUGAUGGGUUUCAUACCGAAGGAAAUCGGGAACUGUACGAAUCUUCAGACUCUUGAUUUGUAUGACAACCACCUUGUGGGCGAAAUUCCUGGUGAAAUUGGUAAUAUCAAGUCCUUGAUUAUUUUAUACUUGUACGGGAAUGGGUUAAAUGGAAUAAUACCCAAGCAGAUUGGUAAUCUCUCUUUAGCAACAGAUAUCGAUUUCUCAGAGAACUACUUGUCGGGAAUGAUUCCGUCCGAGUUGGGUAAGAUACAGGGUUUGCGUUUAUUCCAGCUUUUUGAGAACCAGCUAACGGGUAUCAUACCAGACGAGCUCGGUACCCUUUCCCAACUGAAGCUUCUCAUACUUUCUGAAAACAAGUUAUCUGGAAAUAUUCCUGCAGCAUUGGGAAAUCUCUCUCAUUUGACCAACUUACAAUUGGGUUGCAACUUGCUUUCUGGUGGAAUACCUGCGGAGUUGGGAGCUCUCACCGGCUUGCAAAUGCUGAAUCUUAGUCACAACGUUUUCUCCGGAAGAAUCCCACCUCAGCUCGGAAACCUAAUUAUGCUAGAACACCUCGUCCUGAAUAACAAUGAUCUGAGUGGUGAAAUACCAUAG
Messenger RNA from Rhododendron vialii, 1522 nucleotides. Its product is annotated as probable leucine-rich repeat receptor-like protein kinase At5g63930. Gene Ontology annotation, biological process: hormone-mediated signaling pathway. The record is from RefSeq and is a predicted model, not a curated record. The coding region runs from base 164 to 1522 and encodes 452 amino acids. Gene Ontology annotation, cellular component: plasma membrane. Lineage: Eukaryota; Viridiplantae; Streptophyta; Magnoliopsida; Ericales; Ericaceae. Gene Ontology annotation, molecular function: protein binding. The transcript has 2 exons.